Molecule: messenger RNA, 366 nt
Organism: Dothidotthia symphoricarpi CBS 119687
Lineage: Eukaryota; Fungi; Ascomycota; Dothideomycetes; Pleosporales; Dothidotthiaceae
Exons: 1
Coding region: 68-286 (72 amino acids)
Source: RefSeq, a predicted model, not a curated record
GGGUGGAGGCAGUCUAGGCCCUGUUUGGGCUUCGGAGGAUUCCUGGGAGACACGCUGACUGGUGCACAUGCCCAUCUCGCGAUGGCCUGCCUUGUCGCAGGCUCGGGUGGGGGUGCCAUGCCCACAUUGGUCCGCACAACGAGGAUGGCCGUUGCAAGUCUGGGACGUGACAUGGUCCAACCUGCUCGCUUGCAGCCUGUCUGAGAUUGUUAUUACUGAGCCGUGGCCUGUCUUUGUUUACUCAAUCGCCUACUCCCACUGUAGCAUGCCUCUUGACGGGCGCUGAAGACACGAUGCUCUACUCCUACCCCGAGGCUGCCCGCGAGCGUGACCUCCAUCGGUGGGUGAAAUGGUGGUGACGCCAUC